AUGAUAGGACCAGAGGGUGCCUGUCCUCCCAAUUGGUCCUUCUUUCGAGGCUAUUGUUAUAAUGCAUUCUUCGAGAAGGAAUCCCUUCAAUGGUAUCAAUCGGAAGAAAAAUGCGCUCAAUUUGAGAAGGGAAGGGACGGCCAUUUGGUCAUAAGUCCCCAUCAAAGCAUUUAUAUUGGAUUAAUCGAUACGAAUAGAGAAGGGUUUUAUAACUGGAGUGACGGAAAUCCUAUGAGUUAUACUGACUGGUCGUAUGGGCCCGAAGAUGGAGAGAUCGUGGCCUCACAGCCAGACGGCGGCGCCUUUGAGGACUGCACUGUCAUUAAGAUUGAUUCGAGUCACUCGACGGCCAACUGGCACGACAUCCCCUGCUCUCUGGGCAAACGGACUUCACUCAAAUCGCAACCAAUAAAUACGACAAAAAUGCUUUCGGAUGUAAUCAGUAGUUAUGUCUGUAAAAUGGAUUCCAGUUAUGCCACACAACAGUUCCGACUUCGGGAGCCAUUGUUUACAAACGUUAUCACUGAAGACGAAGAAGAAAUCUACAGACGUGUCGAUGACAACAGAUAUUUUGUGUGCGAAAACUUGGAAGUGAUCUCUAAUUUGUUUAAAUGUGACGGAACUCCUAAUUGUAGAGACGGAAGUGAUGAAGCAUUUGGUUGCGAUACUUCGGGAAAUUCAUGUCUCGAAUCCCAAUUCAGAUGUGCGAACGGCCGGUGCAUUGCCAUAGGAAUGUACUGUGAUUUUGUUGACGAUUGUGGCGAUGGAAGCGAUGAAAUGUUUUGCGAGAGACGUCAGUGUAAGAAGACCUCUGAGUUCCGGUGCAAUAACGACCAGUGCAUCGCUCUCUCCAAGAGAUGUGAUUUACUCACCGAUUGUAAAGACUUAAGCGAUGAGGGGUUCGCCUGUACUCUGAUCGCCACUCCAUGCAAUUUGAACACAACAUUUCAGUGCUAUUACGGCAAUUGUAUCCCAUUGUACGCACUGUGCGAUCGGCACAGAGACUGUCCGGGAAAGUUUCAUGAAGACGAACAGGCGUCCAGAUGUCAGCGAAUUAGUGCCACAAACAGUGUCCAGAAACGGGCCACUCAUGAGUCAGUAGACUUUUGGCACACAAAACGCAUUCACGACCAGGUCUUGAAUGUAUGGCUCAGGAAUGAGAGGAGUGCCUGUCUGUCCAUUAAGCGCAGGAAUUGUCGGGAUUUGCAAAUUUUUGAAAACAUUGAGAGGAGCGGCACUUAUUUCAUUGAACCCGAAGACUCGUCUUCCAUAGGAAUGACAGUCGAGUGUCGGUUCACAGACGAGGGCGCGAAGACUGUUAUACAUCACGACUCUGAAGACAAACUGUAUGUCCGAAGUGAUAUCGACGGACCGGCAACUUAUUGGCGAACAAUUAGCUAUGAAUACAAUCUCGAGUCAAUCGUUGCACUCAUUAAUGGCUCCAAUUCUUGCAAACAAUAUAUCAGUUGGCAGUGCUCUGGAACCGGAUUCAGAUUCAAUUCAACAAAACCCGUCUCAUAUUGGAUUUCCAGACAAGCUCAGAUGUCAUGGGGCGGUGCCUCUGCGGGCAAAUGCGGGUGUCAUCCAAACUGUUUGCAGUCUAACCUCACCUGUAAUUGUGAUUCUGAGAUUAAAUUUCAAUGGCUCGAGGAUUCCGGUUAUAUCACUGAUAAAACCAAACUUCCCGUUACUCGAGUGGUAUUCGGGGAGACUUACAAAUUAGGACAGUCCGGUUAUUUUCAUGUCGGACCCCUUGAGUGCGAAGGAAGUAUUAAAAGUUCAGAAAGUAGGGACUCGUGUCGAGUGCAAACUGGGAACAUACCUGACUUCAAGUGUCAAUCCGGACAAAUAAUUGCUCAGAAAUUUAAAUGUAUUUAUGAAUUUGAUCAGUUGGGGUAUCAGAUCGGCUGCAGAGACGUCUCACAUUUAAGGGACUGCGAGACCUAUCAGUGUCCUGCAGACUAUGUCAAGUGUACCGAUUCGUACUGUAUUCCUCCUCGCUAUAUAUGCAAUGGCAAAUGGGAUUGUGUGGGCGGGUCUGACGAGGUCGGGUGCGCUCGGUAUAUGUGUCCGGGUCAGUACAAGUGUGCCAAUGAAAGCUCGUGUGUGUUAUUACAUCAACUGUGUGACGGUAUCAGACAUUGUCCUCUGGGGGAUGACGAGUGGUUUUGUGAGCUGACGUGUCCGGACAACUGCACCUGUAUCGGACUGUUUGUCGACUGCAGAAAUGCAAAUCUUAACCGACUUCCUGUUGAGUCGAUUCCGAAAGAGACACGAAAGCUAGAGCUCACUAAUAAUGGUUUGGGACCUAACCUGUCGAAUGCAGACUUCAGUUUCUUUGGGGACUUAGGAGAACUCAUACUCCAAAGGAAUGGCAUACAAGUGAUUAAAUCACGAAAAUUCUUGCAAUUGACAAAUCUCUACAAAUUAGAUCUGAGGUUUAAUAACAUAAAAGUGUUAGAAUCGGCCGCUUUUGCCGGUCUUAAGAGAGUGAAUAAUCUUCUGUUGGAAGAAAACCCCGAUCUCUCGAUUAUAGAGCCGCGAGCUUUCGUUGGACUCACUUCUCUCAGACAUUUGAACAUCUCUUUCAUUAAUGUUGAGGUCUUAGAAGAGAAUGUUUUCCUUCAAAUGUCUUCUUUGCAAACAUUAGUCUUCACAAGAAGUGGACUUAAAAUCAUAAAGAAAGGAGCGUUCAAUGAAUUGACUUCUUUGAUAUCGCUUGACAUAAGAGACAAUGAUUUGCAGACAUUUCCCAAAGACAUGUUUAACGCACUCAAGUCUCUACGGUUUCUCUCAACUGAUAGUUUCAAGUUUUGUUGUUUAGCCUCUAAUAUAGUCCCCUUUGAAAGAUGUAUUCCACCUCAGGAUGAAAUAUCUGAUUGCGAAGACUUGAUGUCAAAUUUGGUGCAAAGAGUAAUUUUAUGGUUUUUAGGAGUUGUGGCCCUAUUGGCAAACGCAGCCGUUGUCAUCUGGAGGUUUCAGACGCGCCUCUAUUCAAACCCAGUCAGCUCUACACUGAUUCUGUCGCUGGGAUGUGCAGACUUCUUGAUGGGCAUCUACUUAAUGAUCAUCGCAUCGGUCGAUGAAUUCUACAGAGGACGAUAUAUAGAGAAUUCUGAUGUUUGGAAACAUAGUAUUCUCUGUCAGUUCUGUGGAUUCCUUUCCACAGUUUCAUCUGAAGUCUCGGUCGCGACACUAGUUUUCAUAACAGUCGACCGAUUGAUUUGUAUUUCAUUUCCAUUUUCUUGGCCAUUGUCGUGGGUGAUAGUGAUAGUGUUGGCAGGGCUGCCGUUAUUUCCAAUUCCAUAUUUUAACGGCAAAUUUUAUGCCCGAUCGGGCACCUGCCUGGCCCUUCACAUAACCCCUCACAAACCAGAUGGUUGGGAGUAUUCAGUGGCAAUAUUUUUAUGCAUUAAUUUAUUAGCAUUUUUAAUAAUCGUCGGAUGUUACUUCUUUAUGUAUAAAACCAUACAUUUGUCGCGAAAAAAGAUGAAUAGACUUAAGGCCAGACAAGUCAGAGAAACUCAGGUAUUAGUCAUUAAAUUAAGUUGGUCGACAAAUGGCACUCAUUGUCAUAACAAAUUUUUUAUGUUGGUUCCCUGUUAUUGUAAUGGGAAUGAUGUCACUGGCAGGGUUAACAAUCCCAGGAGCAGCAUAUUCUUGGACAGCGGUGUUUGUGUUUCCCCUGAAUUCAGCGACAAACCCAAUAAUCUACAGCUUAGCUCAACAAAACGCGAUUCACUGACCACUCGAUCACUAUUGAUGUCACUCAAGCAAAAAAGGAAAGCUUUAGAAAGGAGUACCAGUACUGCAAACGGCAAACUUUUAAGACCUCCUCCAGGAUAUGUCUCUCUCAUUGAAUUCUUGGAUACAGCAGAAGAUCUCGAACCAAAACAUUUACUAGAAAUUAGUUAUUCUAUUAGUGAAAUCAUCAAGGAUGUUCACCAUAAGGGCAAUGCUUUAGGGGGCAUUGAGUUUGAAUCCAUUUAUGUAUCAAAUCAGAUAACUGGGGAACGCCUUCAAGUAUAUAUUCCCGACUUAAGUACAUAUCAUGUGGUGGAUGCCGAGGAAUGCGAUGACUUUGCCUUUGAUAUGGAAGAGUUUGGAAAUCUGGUCAAAAGGAUGCUUCGUAUAUAUCAUAUAAGGAUCAAUUCUGCGCCCAAUAAUGGCCAUCAAUAUAAUGAAUCAGACAAUGAAAGUGAUGAACAAUCAGAUAAACACAACGACGAGACAAACCUUUAA
Messenger RNA from Oppiella nova, 4242 nucleotides. The record is from the annotation of a GenBank genome assembly. Lineage: Eukaryota; Metazoa; Arthropoda; Arachnida; Sarcoptiformes; Oppiidae.